AUGGCAGCGUCAGAUGGCACCGAGUACUUCGAUGUGGAUAUCGAGAGCGGUCAUGAUAUGUUUUCAUGGCGGUCAAAUGCUGAGGAGGCUCAACGAGACGAGACGGAGCUUCUAUGGGCGGCGAUAGAGAGGCUACCAUCAAGAAAGGAGAAGAAAUUCGCGUUACUGAAACGCUCAGUAUCCGGAUCAAAUGGCUCUGAAGAGAGAACGGAAACGAUAGACGUUACGAAACUUGAUCGGCGCAACCGUUCACUUAUCGUUAGGAAAGCUCUCGCUACGUCUGAACAGGAUAAUUAUAAACUCCUUGCGGCCAUCAAAGAACGAUUCGAUCGAGUUGGAUUGGAGGUUCCGAAGGUUGAAGUUAGGUUUGAGAACCUGAACAUCGAGGCAGAUGUAGUGAUUGGCUCUAGAGCUUUACCGACUUUAGUUAAUUAUUCUCGUGACGUGAUUGAGCAUGUCUUAACGAAUUUGAGGAUUUUCCACCCACGGAGACAUCGUCUAUCAAUCUUGAAGGAGAUUAGUGGCUCAAUAAAACCAGGAAGGAUGACAUUGCUUUUGGGCCCACCUGGUUCUGGGAAAUCUACAUUGCUCUUAGCUCUUGCAGGAAAACUUGAUACUAGCUUAAAGAAAAGUGGUAAGAUUACAUAUAAUGGCCAUGAAUUUCAUGAGUUCUGUGUUCAAAGGACUUCAGCUUACAUUAGUCAAACAGAUAACCACAUUGCAGAACUAACAGUACGAGAAACUCUGGAUUUUGGUGCUAGAUGUGAAGGUGAAGGGUUUGCAGGAAACUUGAGAGAACUUACUCGUUUGGAAAAGGAAAAUAAAAUACGCCCCAGCCCUGAAGUUGAUGCAUUUAUGAAGGCGUCCUCUGUUGCUGGGAAAAGACACAGUAUUUCAACAGAUUACAUGUUGAAGGUGCUUGGUCUUGAUGUAUGUUCAGAGACAUUUGUUGGAAAUGAUAUGCUCAGAGGUAUUUCAGGUGGUCAGAGAAAGAGAGUUACUACAGGUGAGAUGGUGGUUGGUCCAAGGAAAACCCUUUUUAUGGAUGAGAUAUCAACUGGACUAGAUAGCUCAACAACGUAUCAAGUUGUGAAAUGCAUAAAGAAUUUUGUUCAUCAAAUGGAAGCCACAGUUCUGAUGGCUCUUCUUCAGCCUGCACCCGAAACGUUUGAUCUCUUUGAUGAUCUGGUGGUAUUAUCAGAAGGCCAUGUGGUAUAUGAAGGUCCUCGAGAACAAGUGCUUGAUUUCUUUGAAUCAUUAGGUUUUCAAAAGCCCCUACGUAAAGGCACUGCAGAUUUUCUUCAAGAGGUCACAUCAAGAAAAGAUCAGGCUCAAUAUUGGGCUGAUUCUUCAAAACCAUAUGAAUACAUUCCAGUUUCAAAGAUUUCUGAGGCUUACAAAAAAUCCAUCUAUGGAAGGUCUCUGGAGUCUUCCCUUUCUGUACCCUCUGAUAAAUCUAAGGGUCAUGUGUCAGCUUUGAGGAAAAAGGAGUAUGGUGUAUCAAAAUGGAGGCUUUUCCAAGCUUGUUUUUCAAGAGAAUUUCUAUUGAUCAAAAGACAUAGUUUUCUUUACAUUUUCAAGACCAUCCAGGUUGCAUUUGUCGGAUUUGUUACAUGCACACUCUUCAUAAGGACAAGAUUACACCCCACAAAUGUAACAGAUGGAAGCCUAUAUGUUGGUUGCUUAUUCUUUGCACUCGUGCACAUGAUGUUCAAUGGAUUUUCCGAACUCCCACUUAUGAUAUUCCGACUACCCGUAUUUUACAAGCAAAGGGAUAAUAAUUUCUAUCCUUCAUGGGCUUGGUCUGUUUCUAGUUGGAUUCUCCGUGUUCCCUACUCUGCUGUUGAAGCUAUUGUAUGGUCUAGUAUAGUGUAUUACAGUGUUGGCUUUUCCCCUAGUGUAGGAAGGUUUUUCCGUUACGUGUUUGUUCUGUUUUCAAUGCACCAGAUGGCUUUAGGUCUCUUUCGUACAUUGGCUGCAGUUGCAAGAAAUGUGAUCAUUGCCAAUACUUUCGGUUCAGCUGCCCUGCUUGUGGUAUUCUUGCUGGGUGGAUUUAUCAUGCCCAAAAAUAUGAUUAAGCCAUGGUGGAUUUGGGGUUUUUGGGCGUCACCUCUCUCAUACGCACAAAGUGCAAUUGCUGUUAACGAAUUUACUUCCACAAGAUGGAUGAAGAACCUCACUGGUACCAAUACUACCCUUGGAUACACUGUUCUUCAGUUCCAUGAUUUGCCUACUGAUGAUAAUUGGUAUUGGCUUGGAGUUGGUGUCUUGUUACUUUAUGCUUUGGCUUUCAAUAUCAUAGUGACUCUCAGUUUGGAUUAUCUUAAUCCUCUAAAAAGUGCACAGAUAGUUCCACCUGAUACCAGAGAAAACAAUUCAACAGAAUCCACAGCUGGCAAUCAGGCACCACCUGCUGACACUAGUUCUAGAAGACAAGGCAUGACUCUCCCAUUCAAACCCUUAUCAAUGACUUUUCAUAAUGUCAAUUACUUUGUUGACAUGCCAAAGGACAUGAAUUUGGAAGGAGUACCAGAAACAGAAAGGAAGCUGCAGCUGUUGUCAGAUGUAAGUGGAGUGUUUUUGCCAGGUGUCCUUACUGCACUAAUGGGAUCAAGUGGAGCAGGUAAGACCACCUUAUUGGAUGUCCUUGCUGGUAGGAAAACCGGUGGAUACAUCGAAGGGGAAAUCAGUAUCUCAGGCUUCCAAAAAGAGCAAUCUACUUUCGCUAGGGUUUCGGGUUAUGUAGAGCAAAACGAUAUACACUCUCCUCAAGUCACAGUCAUCGAAUCCCUCUUGUUCUCUGCUUUUCUCCGCCUUUCUCCAGAUGUCAACGAAAAACAAAGACGAGAAUUUGUUGAAGGGGUGAUGAAAUUAGUUGAGCUUGAUAAUCUAAGAGAUGCUUUAGUAGGCUUGCCUGGGAGUACAGGAUUGUCAACUGAACAAAGAAAACGGUUAACAAUUGCAGUUGAGCUUGUUGCAAACCCUUCAAUCAUAUUCAUGGAUGAACCCACAUCUGGACUUGAUGCAAGAGCUGCUGCCAUUGUCAUGCGGACUGUACGUAACACAGUUGAUACCGGAAGGACAGUGGUUUGCACAAUUCAUCAACCCAGUAUUGAGAUAUUUGAAGCAUUUGAUGAGCUACUUCUUAUGAAAAGAGGAGGACGUGUGAUUUAUGGUGGAAAAGUAGGUGAGAGGUCAAACAUUUUGAUCAAGUACUUUGAGAGUAUAAAUGGAAUUACACCGAUGCCAAGUGAAUACAAUCCUGCUAAUUGGAUGCUUGAAAUGACUACACCUGCUGCUGAAGAAAGACUCGGGCAAGACUUUUCCGUGAUUUAUAAAAACUCUAAGCAAUAUAGAGAUAUUGAAGCUUUGAUUCAACAAACGAGUACUCCACAACCUGACUCUGAACCUUUACACUUCUCUUCCACAUACUCCCAAACUGGUUUCUCUCAAUUCAGAACUUGCUUAUGGAAGCAGAAUCUUGUGUAUUGGAGAAGCCCAGAAUACAAUGCUGUGAGAUUGUUCUUCACAACUAUGUGUGCCUUGAUUGUUGGUUCUGUAUUUUGGGAUGUUGGGUCAAAAAGAAACAGCAGCCAAAACUUAAUGGUGGUAAUGGGUGCUCUUUAUACUGCUGUCAUGUUUCUUGGUGUAAAUAACUCUUCAUCUGUACAACCAGUGAUCGCAAUUGAAAGAACAGUUUUUUAUCGUGAGAGAGCAGCUGGAAUGUAUUCUGCAAUCCCUUAUGCUAUAGCACAGGGUCUUGUGGAGAUCCCCUACAUUGCGGCCCAGACAAUAUUAUAUGGCAUCACUACAUACUUCAUGAUCAACUUUCAGAGGACAAUUGGGAAGUUUUUACUCUACCUUGCGUUCAUGUUUUUAACUUUCACUUACUUUACCUUCUAUGGAAUGUUGGCUAUUGGUCUUGCACCAUCUCAACAAAUGGCUGCUGUUGUUUCUGCUGCUUUUUACUCAUUAUGGAACCUCCUUGCUGGUUUUCUCGUCCCAAAACCGUUAAUACCCGGAUGGUGGAUCUGGUUCUACUACCUAUGUCCAAUUGCAUGGACUUUGCAAGGUCUCAUCGGGUCUCAACUUGCUGACGUGGAAGAACCCAUCACAGGACCUGGAGGUUUCCAGGGUACAGUGAAAGGCUAUUUGAAAGAAGCACUUGGCAUAGAAUCCAACAUGAUUGCUCUUUCAGCCUUCAUGCUUUUUGCCUUCAGCCUCCUCUUCUUUCUUAUCUUUGCACUCUCCCUUAAAUUUCUUAAUUUCCAAAAAAGAUGA
Lactuca virosa is the source of this 4281-nucleotide messenger RNA. The record is from the annotation of a GenBank genome assembly. NCBI's taxonomy places the organism in Eukaryota, Viridiplantae, Streptophyta, Magnoliopsida, Asterales, Asteraceae.